ACACUCUCUUUAUAUCACUUUGUUGAAUCCAAAACAACACAAAUAUCUCUGUUUUUUUUCUCUAAAAACCCAAAAAAUGGUUAAGUGUCGUAAACCUCCAAGUGGUCGUACAAAUUUAGCUUCAUGUAUAGUUGCAACCAUUUUCUUAAUUUUCAUCUUCAUUAUCAUCUUCAUCCUUUACUUCACUCUUUUCAAACCCAAAUCUCCCGUUAUCACCGUUAACUCCAUUCAGCUUCCCUCUUUCUCUACCUCUAACGGCACCGUUAACUUCACCUUUUCUCAAUACGUCUCAAUCCAAAACCCAAAUCACGACGAAUUUGCACACUAUGAUAGUUCUCUUCAGCUGCUUUAUUCGGGUAAUCGAAUCGGGUUCAUGUUCGUACCCGCCGGAAAAAUUAAUUCGGGUCGGACCCAGUAUAUGGCGGCGACUUUUACGGUGAAGGCGUUUCCGUUAACGGUGAAUGGGCAACCGGAGAGUGUAGGUGGGCCGACGGUGACGGAUGGGUUGAGUGCGUUUCGGGUCGGACCUAGUAUGGAGGUGGAGUCUAGAUUGGAAAUGGCGGGUCGGGUUAGAGUGCUCCAUUUUUUUACACAUCAUGUGGAGAGUAAAGCUGAAUGUAGAAUUGGUAUCUCUGUGAGUGAUGGAUCUGUGACAGCUUUCCACUGUUAGUUUGUUCUGUCUUUUUAAAAACUCGGAAAAUCUGUAAUUGCUAUUCUUUGAGUGUGAACGGAAUAGAUCCGCUCCAUUGCAAUAGCUCGCAAAUAUAUUAAUUUUUAGUAUUAAGUUUUGAGUUAAUUUUAUUUUCUUUUGGUUUAGUUUAUUUUUUUGUUUGGCGAUGAAUUUUCAGAGUAACUGUAAAUAAAUGUUUGUCUUA
This is a messenger RNA of Solanum dulcamara, 875 nucleotides long. RefSeq lists its product as uncharacterized. The coding region runs from base 77 to 670 and encodes 197 amino acids. NCBI's taxonomy places the organism in Eukaryota, Viridiplantae, Streptophyta, Magnoliopsida, Solanales, Solanaceae. The record is from RefSeq and is a predicted model, not a curated record. The transcript has a single exon.